Penicillium subrubescens is the source of this 792-nucleotide messenger RNA. RefSeq lists its product as uncharacterized. The coding region runs from base 1 to 792 and encodes 263 amino acids. The record is from RefSeq and is a predicted model, not a curated record. The transcript is spliced from 2 exons. Gene Ontology annotation, cellular component: mitochondrion. Gene Ontology annotation, molecular function: enoyl-CoA hydratase activity. Gene Ontology annotation, biological process: fatty acid beta-oxidation. Lineage: Eukaryota; Fungi; Ascomycota; Eurotiomycetes; Eurotiales; Aspergillaceae.
AUGUCACUCCUCACCCGCCUUACCCACCGCGCAACAGGCACAAUCGCCCACCUAACAAUCUCUCGACCCACGAAACUAAACGCCCUCAACACGCCCCUCCUCACCCAGCUCCCCCAAGCAAUCCAUUCCCUAACCUCCCAAAACAAUGACCUCCUCUGCAUAAUCCUAACCGGCGCCGGACCAAAGGCCUUCAUCGGCGGCGCGGAUAUCGCCGAAAUGGCAUUCCUGGAUUCACCUGCCUCGGCGCGGAGCUUUAUAUCCAAGGUAUCCGAGGCUUGUAGGAGUAUCCGUGAGUGUGCCGUGCCUGUUAUUGGGAGGGUGAAUGGAUAUGCGCUUGGGGCCGGGUUGGAAGUGGCUGUUUCGUGUGAUGUGAGGGUUGCGAGUCGGGGGGCGGUUUUUGGGAUGCCCGAGGUUCGAGUUGGAAUCCCGAGUGUCGUUGAAGCAGCUCUUCUCCCUGGGUUGAUUGGAUGGGGUCGGACACGGCAAAUGCUUCUCCUAGGAGAGAAUAUCACCGCCGAUGAAGCUUUCAGAUGGGGUCUUGUUGAGAAGGUCGUUGAGCCGGAGGCUUUGGAUGAUGCUGUGGAGGAGUGGGUGUGUCAGUUAGAGAAGAAUGGGCCUUUGGCUGUGCGUCGGCAGAAGGCUCUUAUGCGGACGUGGGAAACUGUUUCUUUGGAUGAGGCGAUUCAAGCUGGUGUGACGGCGUUUGGGGAGUCGUUUGAGGGGAGAGAGGGUGAGGUCACGGAGCCGGCGAGGAUGCUUGGUGCUUUCUUCAAGGGGAAGGCGAAGAUUUGA